Molecule: messenger RNA, 825 nt
Organism: Populus nigra (black poplar)
Lineage: Eukaryota; Viridiplantae; Streptophyta; Magnoliopsida; Malpighiales; Salicaceae
Product: cold shock domain-containing protein 4-like
Exons: 1
Coding region: 116-655 (179 amino acids)
Source: RefSeq, a predicted model, not a curated record
GGAAAUCAAAGACACGCACACGAAAGUUGCAAAUGCAAGUGCCAUAAGUGCUGCUAACCUACCCUAUUCAUGGAGGCCCCCUCCUCCUCAACUGCCCUCCGCUCUUUCUCAAUAAAUGCUUCUUUUUACCUUUAAAUAUUCCUUCCCAUUUCUCUUUCUUCUCUCCUUGUCACAUUCUCAGAAAACAACUCAUCCUUUUUGCGCGAAAAUGAAAUCCUUCGCUAGCUUCUUUCUCCUAGCUCUUUUGCUUGUUGCGUGUUCACUGUCCGUUGCAACCCAACCCGAACCCGACCCAGACCAGUCCACAAAAGGCAAACCCACCAACCAAAACAACAGAGCUGGUGGAAAUGAUGGUGGGAUGGGCGGGUUCUUUGGACCCGGACCCGGGUUUGGUAUACCCGGAUUUGAUAAAGGGUGGGGAAAUAUUGGUGGCGGGUAUGGUGCUGGGUAUGGUGGUCCUAAAGGAGGGUACUCUAGAGAUGGUGUUGUGAGGCCCAGUGUGGUGUGCAAAGAGAGAGGCCCGUGUUAUAAGAAGAAGCUGACUUGCCCAGCCAAGUGUUUCACCUCUCACAGCCGGUCAGGGAAGGGCUAUGGAGGAGGAGGUGGUGGUGGUGGGUGCACCCUAGAUUGUAAGAAGUGUGUUGCUUAUUGCUAGAGGGAGUUGAUGUGGUAUUGGAUUAUGGCGUGGCAACCAGUAGCUGGUAAUAGUUCUUCUACUAUUAUUAGUGAUAAAAGUAUUUAAUCAUGCAGUGUAAUGUUGAAUACUAUAUACUACUAUAUUAAAUAACAUGGAGCAUGAUACAUGCGGUGCUCGAGUUUAUAAAA